ACCUUUAAAGAAGCUGAGAAAAAGAGUUCUAAGCUUUGUCUGUGACUGGUGAGAGCCAAAAGCCGAAGAAAGGGAAGAUGGCGCUAUGGAUGGAAAAGGGUUCAGAGCCAUUAACCGAAACCGAGAAGGCAGACCUUGAAGCCAUUGCUGCACUCAAAGAGUCUGCAGCCUUUGAAUUCAAGGAAAAGGGUAAUCAAUAUGUGAAGAUGGGCAAGAAGCAUUACUCUGAUGCCAUUGAUUACUACACGAGGGCAAUUGAUCAGAAAGCCUUGAGUGACUCUGAGACCUCUAUUCUCUUUGCAAAUAGAGCCCAUGUGAAUUUGCUUCUAGGGAAUCUUAGACGUGCUCUAACAGAUUCUAAUGAGGCCCUCAAGUUGUGCCCUUCAAAUAUAAAGGCAAUUUAUAGAGCUGCGAAAGCUUCUCUUUCACUAAACAUGUUGGCUGAAGCAAGAGAGUAUUGCUUGAAGGGUCUUCAGUUUGACCCCAAUAAUGAGGACUUGAAGAAGCUUGACCGGCAGAUCGGUCUCAAGAUAUCAGAGAAGGAAAAGCAUGAGGCUGAAGCCUCCAAGGCUGUCGCGGAGACAAAGAAACUUGUGUCUGCGAUUGAAAAUAGAGGCUUGAAGAUUGGAAAGGCAAUGUAUCUAGAACUUACUGGACUACGGAAACCUGUGUUGGAUAAAAGUAAUAUCCUUCAUUGGCCUGUUCUUCUUCUGUAUGCAGAGGUUAUGUCCAGUGACUUCAUUGAGGAUUUCUGUGAGACUGACAUGUUUUCGGUUCACCUUGAUAUGAUAUUUGCAGAAGAUCAGCCGUUGUCAUGGGAUGUUGAAAACAACUACAAACGUGAAUUUAUUGAAUUAUACUAUGAGCAGACUGGUUCUGGACUUUGUCUAUCAAAGGAAAAACUUCUUCAUUGUCUAUUAGAGGGAACUGCAGCUGCUCACAGGGAAGGUGUUGGUGAUGAAGAGAAAGACACAGUUGAGGAUUAUAAGCAACACAUGGGUUCCCCUAAAUGGAUCAAAGUGAAUGAAAGGAGAACACUCCACGAUGUUCUCAAAGAGCCUAAUUUCAUCAUUCCUGGGAUCCCAGUCUUCUAUGUUGUUUCUAAGCGAUCCAGCUUUUAUGGCAAGUUCAAAGCUGGGAAGUGGGCACCUCCAAGUAUAUGAAGGAAGCAACAUGUAGCUGAUGUCCAAACAGACAUGUUUUGCACAAACUAGAUUCAAGAGUUAAUGUCUCAACUCAACUUGGAAGUCUUGAAGAUUGCUCAUAGUUCUUCCAACUUUUUGGACUUCCUUUUAAACUAGAGUUACCUGCUAAUUGCAAUUGUGUGUGCCAGUGAUAGUGUUAGAAUACAAGGAACCUAGUCAACAAAGUAUAAUUUGAUAUAGCUUGUGAUUUUUUGGUACAUGUAUAAUUUGAUAAGUUUUGUUCUAGACUUUUAUCAAGUUCUAGGUGCAUAAUGUUUUUCAAUACGUAGAAUGUCCUAUUUUCUUAUUCACUUAUACACACCCUGGCUGGCAAGGGAUAAUUGGUGCAUUCUAGUUUCCAAACGUUUUCUUUAUAAAUAUACCUUGUUAUAAUCAUUUGCACGA
Molecule: messenger RNA, 1589 nt
Organism: Glycine soja
Lineage: Eukaryota; Viridiplantae; Streptophyta; Magnoliopsida; Fabales; Fabaceae
Product: tetratricopeptide repeat protein 4 homolog
Exons: 8
Coding region: 78-1163 (361 amino acids)
Molecular function (GO): Hsp90 protein binding
Source: RefSeq, a predicted model, not a curated record